GAAUGUCAGUUGAGCAGCGCUGUUUUCAUCGAGAAAAAAAAAUCAAAUCCCUAUAAGAAUUAAAACCUUGUCGCGGACGUAUAAAAAAAAUUAAACGAUUGGCGUGAAUUAAUUUUCUCCGAGUCGCAAUAACGGUUUAAAAAUCUAUUCAAAACAAGGAUAACUAUAACGGGCAAUGAAAGUAUUUCUAUGCUAACUGUGAUAGGUAAAUAUCACGUAUGUAGAAAAAUCACAUCACCCCAGCAGCUGAUAGGAUAAGAUGGCCGCAUGUGAUACAAACAAAUAAUGGCGAGAGAUCCACAAAGUUCGCGGGAAUAAUGCGGGUGAACGCGCCCGAUCUACGGUGGAAAUCCAGAUGCACAUGAAAAUGACGUAUGUUCCGCGUAAUGCGAAAUAUUUGACUGAUAUUCAAUCUAACAUGACUGGUUACACGUAUCCUGGACAUGCUCCACCUCUGGGAUCCCAUAAUCAGAACACAGAUGAAAACAGGAACGAGAAUAGCUGUGGAAAUAAGGAAAUCUGUCAGCAGAAUAAUCAAAAUGAUACACAGCAAUCGUCUGGGACUCAAACCGUACAAAAAGUAGACGCUGCUACCAUGACCGAUCCACUACAGAUCGACUUUAGACUGACCUCCGAGUACUUGGCACGAUGUUCAAGCACCUUAGGUUUGCCUUAUGUCUUUAAAUAUGAAGAUAAUAGCAACAACUCGUCUCAUAACUUUCAAAAUGUUCGGCCAAAGUUGGAAUUUGAAGUUGAGCCGCAGCACAUUAACGGUAUGCUAGUAUAUCAUUGCCCAGAGUGUGCGUACAGGUUUGACAACCGAGAUGCGCUGCACGAGCAUCUAGAAGAUCACAGGCAACGGCCACAUAUCUGUGAUAUUUGUGGAGCUAGUUUGAAGCGCAAGGAGCAUCUGGAUCGACACAAGCAAGGUCACAACAAAGACAGGCCUUAUCAGUGUUCAAUGUGCUGUAAGGCUUUCAAACGUAAUGAACAUCUUGCUCGACACAUGAUCAUUCAUUCAGGUAGUAAAAAUCAAAUUUGUACAGAAUGUGGUAAGGCAUUCUACAGAAAAGACCAUCUUAAGAAACAUCUGCAAAGUCAUAGCGGCACUAGGAAUAAGAGCAACUCAAGUAAUUCUCAAAAUAAUCAAAAUGCGCAGAAUUCAAAUGAAGAGGGACUCAGUAAUUUUGCAAUGAUGAUGAGACAAGCUGGACCGCCACCGUUUUCUAUUUUACGCACUUAGCUGUGACUAGAUCGCUUUUGUUCAUUAGUCACAUAGUUUACCUAGAAUUCAUGACUUGUAUUUGAAUGAUUUUUCUUUUUUCAAUAUGAUGAUGAUUUUUCACCCUUAUUCUGCGAUUUUUUUUUUUUUUUUUGUAAUAUAAGAAUUCAACCAUGGUGCUGAGUACUGUUUGAAAUAAAUAGGAUUAUUCUCGUUUGUUAUAUUUGAUUGUGAUAAAAUUAAGUAACAGGGAAUUCGAACAAAACGCACUAAAGAUACCAUGAAAAAAAAAACAUACUAACUAAAAACGUUAAAUUAUCUUUUUUCUCACAAUAUGUGGUAAAUAAAAUUUGUCAUUGGGAUCAAAGUAAAAUAUAUCAUAGUUAUAAUGUGUUACUAAUUUUUGUUCUGAAGCUGUGCUGUUCGCACAAUAUGAUUCUAAUGAAGUGCCGAGUAUGCGGAUUAGUUCCAAUCCAAUUUUAUAAUCCUAGUACUCGAUAAUUCACUAAAGAAUUCUUUUUCACCCAUUGUAACUUGAGAGUGAGUACUUUUUUCCAACUCAGAGAAACAAUGAGAUGCUCUUCUUCUGUGUUGACUUAUAGUGAUGAGUAUCAUAAAAUAUUGGUAUAAUAUGAGUUUCAUCAUUCUUUGUAUUUAAAAUUGUUAAUUAAGGUUGCUGUGUGCUUUUAUACAAGCAAUGCAAAGCGUUAUUAUGUGAAAACAAUUUUCUACCACACAGCAUACACCUAAAAGUGAUGCAGCUAAUGCAAAUACGUAGAAAUUAAGGUAUUGUUCUAAUUUGUUAGAUCACUUUGUUGUAAUUUAAAAUUUUCGAGAUGAGUAUGUACCUGUGACAGAUAAAUUUUCCGAAAUUUUGAAAACUCAACGCAACACUUCUGUUAAUCUAUUUAAAGGAAGCAUGUAAAGGUGUUGAUUGUUAUCGAGUUACACAGUUUCAAAAUUCCAGUACUAAAUAUUUGUUAUUUAAGGUUUGGCAGUGUUACUUAUUAUUAUAAUAAUAACCUUUGUAUGAAUUGAGCUAAUCAUGGAUCACCGUCAUAGCGUGUGAAUGAUUAUUCGCUGCAUAUUAAAUUAUUCCAGCAUGAUAAACUUGAUGCUGCAGUUAGUAAAAGAAUAUAGGACCCAUGAUGAAAUAUCAAUAUUUUAGCAAAAAACGAUGCUUAUUUAUGAUAUUUGCAUAUAUACACACACCCUCACACAUAUGUAUAUAUAAUAGAUACAAAAAUCAAAUUACGUAUCUUAUCCACUAAAAUUUAGUAUGUAAUAUUUACAACCCUCUUAUAGAGUAUGGAGUUGCCACGUGUACCUUUUUUCUGGAAGGGGUGCAUUAUUGCAACACUGCAUAGUGAUUUUUAUAUUUCGUUAAUUACUGAGAAAAGUGCCAGAAAUUUUCUAUGCGUACGUGUCUUUCGGAUAAUUGUUUGCUAUGUUGAUAAAUCAGUAUGUUGAAUAAAUUAGCUUUUUGCUACGAUAGCAAAUAAACAAUGCGACAACUUUGUUUGAGAGAAUAAAGUAACGGCAACUCUAUAUCUGUCCGAUUUCUAUGUAUAGCUAUAUAUCAUGUAUAAUAUUAUUCAUACAAAAGAAAUGCAUGUACACACAUUGUUGUCUAUUCGAUCUGUACAUUAUAUUUAUUAUUGAAGCUAGACGAAUUUAUUGUAUUGGUUCAACUUCAUAGUUUUUAAAAAACAAUACUCACAUAUACUAACGUUUGUUAUUUACUGUAGCGAACAUAUUUAAAUUAAUAAAUCAUUAUUAUAUACAAUUA
Molecule: messenger RNA, 3011 nt
Organism: Neodiprion fabricii
Lineage: Eukaryota; Metazoa; Arthropoda; Insecta; Hymenoptera; Diprionidae
Product: zinc finger protein 343-like
Exons: 3
Coding region: 356-1243 (295 amino acids)
Biological process (GO): regulation of transcription by RNA polymerase II
Cellular component (GO): nucleus
Molecular function (GO): DNA-binding transcription factor activity, RNA polymerase II-specific; RNA polymerase II cis-regulatory region sequence-specific DNA binding
Source: RefSeq, a predicted model, not a curated record